GGUCCCUGAACAAGCGGUCCGCACGAAUGCCUACCACUAAAAUUAUGGUGAUUUCUUUCAUUUACAAACUAAAUCGCGCCUUUCAAAAUUUUCGGCAGGACAUAAAGAAAUGAUUAGUAUCUAACUGAUCCGAAGAACGCCCCCCCCCCCCCCCCCCCAAAACCAGCAUUUAUCUUAAAUUUUAUUAAAAGCAGGCGAUUUCAGUUUGGGGAGAAGACCUCGUCUCGGGUGGUUAGCGAUUCGAUACACAUUUGUGCUAAAAACUAAGUCAAAAAUAUUAACAGUAUCGCUGAAGUCAUGAAGAAGCGAGAAGGGGAGGGAUCUUCACGGAAAAACGGCGAUGCGGCUCGGGAGCAGGACACGGGAAGCUGUUCCUCACCGGUCGUUGCUGCUUUCAAAGUUUUCCAGCAGGAACUCGACACCAAACACGACAAAUACGAGCGACUGGUGAAGAUCAGUCGAGACAUCACGAUCGAAAGCAAGAGGACUAUUUUUCUCCUCCACAGAGUGGCCAACGUUCCCAACACGGAGGAGGUUUUGAAGGAGGCGGAGCUAAAGCUGGAGGGCGUGAGGCAGAAGAUCGGUCAGGUCGCUGAGGAGCUGAGAGGAGAGGACAUCCAUCAGUUUCACCGAGCUUUUACUCCGGGCAUUCAGGAGUACGUGGAGGCCGUCUCCUUCUUGCACUACAUCCGACAUCGCAGCCUCAUCAGCCUGGAGGAGAUCAAUGCCAGACUGGUGUACAUGAGAGCCGAGGGGGGCGACCCUAAGGCCUCCGCUGAAGGCCCGGCGCCGGGAGCCCAGGUUCUGACCUUCCACGUGACGCCUUCAGACUACCUCCUGGGCGUGGCCGAUCUGACGGGGGAGCUGAUGCGGAUGUGCAUCAGCAGCGUGGGGAACGGGGACAUCGACACGCCCUUCCAGCUCAGCCAGUUCCUGCGGCAGAUCCACGACGGCUUCUCCUACAUCGGCAACACGGGUCCGUACGAGGUGUCCAAGAAGCUGCACACGCUGCGCCAGAGCCUGGGCAAGGUGGAGGACGCCUGCUACGCGCUGCACGUCCGCGGCUCCGAGAUCCCCAAGCACAUGCUGGCGGACGUCUUCUGCAGCAGGACCGCCCUCCUGGACUCAGACGAAGGAGUGGCGUGAUGGAGCUGCGCCGCGUCGUGGUCGCCGGUGCCGUCACUCUCCUGGUUUGUGUUUUGAAACGUCUUUAGAGCAGCAGCUCCGUUCAGACGGACAAAGGGUUUCUACGGCGAUAAAGAUCUGGUGACUUCAGUUGUUGUGCAUGAAUAAAAGGUGGUGUGCCAAAAAUGCCCCCCCUCCCCUCCCUCUCUGCUUUAAUGUUUAUCUUAUUUCCUUAUUUCCGUACAUUUACAUGAAACCUCCAGGCUCAAAAUCAUUUUAGGAUCAUUAAUAAACUCUUUUAUUUAUCAUAAAUCAGGGGGGGGGCAUAAGCCCUCUGUUUUGGUGCACUGCAGAGACCUUUGUAGGUGCAGAAGGUUAUUCAGAUCUGUUGUUUUUAUGACGUUCAUGUGUGUUUUCAGAGUCUGACAGGCCUUUUUCCCAUCAUUCCAUCACCACAUGAACGCAGCAUUUCUCUCAUUUUGCCUUUUUCCCAUUGGAGCAACUGGCACUAAAAAUAAAAACAAAAGUCACAGUUUUGUCAUUUAAAAACUCUGAAAUGUUCUCUUUUUUUUUAAAGCAUAAAGCCAUUUUUUUCCAUCAAAAUUGCCUGUUAGAUCUUUCUCUUUUGUGCUGGAUUGAUCCACGCUCGUCCUCAUGUCACAUUUUAAAACCCUGUGUGGCCCACAAGUGAAAUCUGUCAUCUAUCAGAGCAGGACCAUUCUGCCACCUAGUGGCCAUUUGUAGAACUAUAAAUAUUUAAGAAAAAGUGUUCAUUGGAAACAUGGAAUUUCAAAAAAUGAAAUUAAAAAAAUAAGAGAAAUUAAAAAUAAACUUCCUGCCCUGGAGAACUUUGUCAUUGGGGUAAAAUAAAAUAAAAUAAAAAAAUACAAAAUGAGAAAAGUAUAAACUGCUGAAGCUUGAAUCUGAGGUUAAGCCUGACAUCUGCUGGUCAAACUAGGAUAAGUUCAAGUUUACUGGAAUUCUUCAUGAAUACAUAUGUUUGUUUAAGCGCGUAGGAAAAUGUCAGGCGUCAUUUUUUUUGUCUUGAGAAGUUUCUUCAUGAAGCUGUUGUGCUAUUUAAAAAAAAAAUGAAUGGGAUUAAUAAAGAAGUAAAAGAAAUGUUUUAUUUUAAGA
Oryzias latipes (Japanese medaka) is the source of this 2259-nucleotide messenger RNA. RefSeq names its product translin-associated factor X (gene tsnax). NCBI's taxonomy places the organism in Eukaryota, Metazoa, Chordata, Actinopteri, Beloniformes, Adrianichthyidae. The record is from RefSeq and is a predicted model, not a curated record. Gene Ontology annotation, molecular function: sequence-specific DNA binding.